Messenger RNA from Rubroshorea leprosula, 1749 nucleotides. Lineage: Eukaryota; Viridiplantae; Streptophyta; Magnoliopsida; Malvales; Dipterocarpaceae. The record is from the annotation of a GenBank genome assembly.
UACCGCACUUCUUAUCUUUCUAUGGUUGUUUUAAUCUGCUCAUGGAGUCCCCAGGUAGCAUAACCUCAAGAAAAAUGGUACAAACACUGGAAGAUAACAAUAGCAUGACUGAAAUCAAUAUACAAAGGAUAAAAAGCUUUGAAACAAAAACAAGACUUGAAUCAGGAGAAGCAAUACGCAGAACAAAGUCGUUAAGCUCCAAAUGCUUGAUUAAUAUAAAUGAACUUGUUAGAGUUGCUUCUGGGACCUUUGAUGAUGAGACAGGUUCCUUCCCUAGCAGGACUUCUAGCAAUGAGUCUAUCCUAGGAGCCACUUUUCCUUUAGACAAAUCCUCAGAUAAUGCAACAAGUCAAGAAAAUUCAGAUUCCAGCAGUUGGAGUAAAACACAGAUUGAACCCUCAUUACCAAUAUGUCUAAAGUUUGAAGAUGUCAAAUACAAGGUUCCUACAAAGAAUAUGAAGAGUUCAGGUUCAGAAAAGUACAUACUGGAGAGUGGAACCAUCACUUACAACGACCAGCCAUAUACCAGGUCACUAAAGCGCAGGAUUGGUUUUGUGAUGCAAGAUGAUGUUGCCUUUCCUCACCUUACUGUCAAAGAAACUCUAACAUAUGCUGCUCUACUCCAUCUCCCCAGUACCUUAACCUUGCAGCAGAAGAAAGGAAGAGCCAUGGAUGUCCUUAAUGAACUAGGCCUUGAAAGGAUAAGGGUCUAUAUUGGCACUGAAAUCGUGCUUAACCCAUCACUUCUGUUCUUAGACGAGCCAACCUCAGGUCUGGAUUCAACAACAGCUCUCUGGAUUGUUCAGAUGCUACAGGACAUUGCAAAGUCUGGAAAGACAGUGGUGACAACAAUACAUCAGCCAUCUAGCAGACUCUUCAGUAUGUUUGACAAGCUCAUCCUCUUAGGUAAAAGCAGCUCCCUGUACUUUGGAAAAGCCUCUGAAGCAAUGAUGUAUGUUCUCUUCAAUUGGGUGUUCUCCACUCAUGCCAUGAAUCCAGCAGAGUUUCUUAUUGAUCUUGCAAACGGAAACUUAAAUGACAAAUCAGUUCCUUUGGAAUUGGAGGACAUAACCAGUCCUGGAGAGGAUAAAGGGCCUUCUGCGGUUUUAGUCGAUGAGGGUUUCUUUCCUCUAUUCACUUCCAUCUUCAUAUUCCCUCAAGAGAGAGCAAUGCUAGUCAAGGAAAGAUCUGUUGGGAUGUAUAAACUCAGUGCAUAUUUUGUCGCCAGAAACAUCAUUGAUCUCCCCUUAGAUUUAACUUUGCCUAUAGUCAUUGUAGCUGCCCAGGGACUUGGACUUGCCAUAGGUGCAGCAUGCAAGGAUUUAAAGAAGGCAACAAUAUUAGCUUCUGUUAUUGUUACGACCUUCAUGUUAGCUGGCGGAUUCUUUGAGGAAGUUCCUCCAUUCAUGUCAUGGGCACGAUACGUCUCCUUCACCUAUCACACAUACAGACUGCUUCUGAGAAUUCAGUAUGGUUGCUCUGGUUCAGAUCCCAAAUCAAGUUCCUGUAAAUCUCCAUUCAGGGGACUUAAACUUGAUCGGCCUGGAAUAGAAAUCAGUGCUAUUAUAGCAAUGAUUAUUGGAUACCGGCUUCUGGCCUACAUAAUCUUAGGGAGAAUGAAACUAAGAACAAUGACCUGAGUAUGCAAUUCUCUCAUUCAUAUGUAAAAGAUACUAGAUUUUUCAAGGUUAAUAUCUUAGCUUGGGUGUUGUCACACCCCAAAACCAAGAGUAAAACAGACGUCGUACA